Messenger RNA from Brassica napus (rape), 2893 nucleotides. Its product is annotated as probable E3 ubiquitin-protein ligase ARI3. Lineage: Eukaryota; Viridiplantae; Streptophyta; Magnoliopsida; Brassicales; Brassicaceae. The transcript has a single exon. Gene Ontology annotation, biological process: ubiquitin-dependent protein catabolic process; positive regulation of proteasomal ubiquitin-dependent protein catabolic process; protein polyubiquitination. The record is from RefSeq and is a predicted model, not a curated record. Gene Ontology annotation, molecular function: ubiquitin conjugating enzyme binding; ubiquitin protein ligase activity; zinc ion binding. The coding region runs from base 204 to 1796 and encodes 530 amino acids. Gene Ontology annotation, cellular component: cytoplasm; ubiquitin ligase complex.
AGUCUAAAACUAAAGACAAAAAGGAAAAAAAAAGAAAAAAGAAAGAGAUAUUGUACUAAGGAAAUAUGUUACACUUAUCUAUAAAAAACCAAAUACCAAAUCCCGAAGGAUUUGCGUGAUUUAAGUCUAAUAAAUAUUCUCUUAGAUCUUAUAGGUCUCUGCUUCUUCUUCUACGGUGUCUCUUGGUUGAUCUUUUCGUAGCCAUGGAUGAUGACUAUUACUUGAGCUGCGAGGAGGACGAGGAAGAAAAAGAAGAAGAGGAGGAUGAUUAUGAUAUGGUUGAUAAUGAUCAAUAUGAGCAGGCUCAACGUGGAGAGUCCAAAAAAUCAACUAGCCAAAUCAUCACAAAUGAAUCACUUGUAGCCGCACAGAAGGAAGUUUUGGCUAGGGUUAUGGAACUGCUCACUCUCAAGAAGAGCCAAGCAAGGACUCUUCUCAUUCAUUACCAAUGGAACGUUGAUAAACUAUUAGAUGUUUAUAGUGAAAGAGGCAAAGAUAGUCUGUUCAAAACUGCUGGUCUAACUGUCUUUUCUCAUACGUCCUUGUCUGAAUCCAGAUACUCUCUGAGGAAGAAGAUGACUUGUGAGAUCUGCAUGGACGAUGAUUUACAAAGCUACACGAUGACGAUGAUGGACUGUGGUCAUUGCUUUUGUAACAACUGUUGGAAGGAGCAUUUUACCGUGAAGAUCAACGAAGGUAUGAGCAAAAGAAUCACAUGCAUGGCUCAUAAAUGCAACGCGAUUUGCGAUGAAGAUGUUGUUAAGAAGCUAGUUUAUCCCGAACUAGCCGAGAAGUUUGAUCGUUUCCUCGUUGAGUCUUACGUUGAUGAUAACAAGAGGGUCAAGUGGUGUCCAAGCACGCCUCAUUGCGGUAACGCGAUAAGGAGAGAAGACGAUGGUGGCGAGGUUGAAUGCUCGUGUGGUCAUCAGUUUUGUUUCAGCUGUCUAAGUGAGUCUCACUCUCCUUGCUCUUGCUUGAUGUGGAAGCUGUGGGAAAAGAAGUGUGAAGAUGAGUCCGAGACGCUUAACUGGAUAACGAUCCACACUAGGAUGUGUCCUAAAUGCAGCAAAUCUGUUCAAAGGAGUGAUGGAUGCAACCUCAUGACUUGUAUCUGUGGACAGCAUUUUUGUUGGUUGUGUGGUGGGGCUACUGGUUUAAGCCAUACAUUGACUACUAUCGAUGGUCAUAGUUGUGGUAAGUUCAAAGAAGAAAAGGUGAAGCAAAUAGAGAUAGCCAAAAGGGAUUUAAAACGGUAUACACAUUACUAUCACCAAUACAGAUCACAUACUGAUUCAUCAAAGCAAGAGUUUAAACUGAGAGAGAGUGUCCGUGAGAAGGUGGCGUCAUUGUCGGAAAAGACACUCAAGUCGGAGCAGAAAUGGGCAUCAAAUGGAGCCGAUCUGUUGUUCAGAUCAAGAAAAGUUCUUUCAUAUACAUAUGUUUUUGCCUUCUACAUGUUUGGUGAAGAACUAUUCAAAGAUGAGAUGAGUGAUGAGGAAAGAGAGAUGAAGAAGAUUCUGUUUGAGAAUCUGCAGCAGCAACUUAUAGGUUAUAUUGAGAGUCUUUCCAAAACUCUGAACCAGCCUUUUGAUGAUUAUAGUUCUGAUGAGUUGGAGAAGAUGAGUGAUGAGACCAUGAGGUUUGGUAUUGUGGUUGAUAACCUCUGCAAGGAGAUGUAUGAGUGCAUUGAGAAUGAGUUGUUGGGUCCAACAGUAGCUGGACACAACCAUAGCAUUGCACCUUAUAGAUCGGAGGGGAUAGAGAAAGCAAUUGAGUUUGGUGCUGACAUGGUCUGAGGUUCAAGCCGAUGGACUUCUAUGUCUGAGCAAGAUUCAUGAUCAUGGAACUUGUAGAAGGCAGGUGCUCUUUGUAGCUUUUGCUUUGUAAACUGUUGAUGCAGUGCACAACUGAACUUUUAUUUUGGUGUUUCUGUUUCAUUUUUUGUUAAAGUUGAGUUAUUUCUUUUUCUUCUUCACAGAGGAAUGUGACUGUCUAAAGAUGGCUCAUCAUCAUUCCUUAUAUAUAUCAAACAUGAAUAUAUACAGGGCCUGCUCAAUACCAAUGUGGACCCUGGGCAAAAAAAAAUUUGGACCCUAUGAUUAUUAUUUUCUUUAUUUCUAAAUGUAGGAUGUUUUAAAAAAUUUUAAUGUUUCAAUAUAUAAGAUGUUUUCAUUUUUUUAGGUAAUUUUUACUGUUGUUCAAAAAAAAAGAUAACUUUUACUUUACUAAAAACUGUACAACCAAUCAUAUUUAAUAAUCUAUUUUGUAAUUGGUUAAAUAUCAUUAAUUUAUAGUUCUAAUAUUGUUUUCUAGACAAAAAUUAACUUUUAUUAAUAUGUGUGUUUUUAACUAAACAUCCUAUAUUUAGGAAGAGAUGGAGUAAUUUUUAAUAUUUUGAUACUUAUUAAAAUUAUUUUUGGCCCCUAUAUAACACAUAUAUCAUUUAACCUUCGAAACCACAUGCAUAUACGUAAGGAAUUAAAAUGAUUAUAGUUGUUCACUUUAAAUUAUGUAUGAUGAUAAAAAGAAAAAAAAUAUUUGAAGUGGGCCUUGAACGGUCUCACUGAUCGCCUCUCUCCUAAGCCGACGCUGAAUAUAUAUAUAGCGUUUUAAUUAGCUUGAUAUGCAAAGUUCUUUUUUUUCUGAAGAAUGUAUCUUUUAUUUUUAUUUUACUUCAUCCUAUCUAUUGUAAUCUUACAUCUACUUUGGUUAAAUUUUAUUACUCACUACAAGUUCUUUUUGUUAAAUUUUAUCACUCGCUACAAGUUCUUUAUUUAUAACCUGGCUUCACCCCUGCAUACGGGUAGAAUAUGAAAAUUUUAGGGUUAUAAACAUUUUUAUAAGAAUUUUUUUUAACGCUGAAUAAUUAUGCUAUUAUAACUAUGAGAGAUAU